AUGGCGCGCGGCAGCUCCCGUGCUUGGGGUUGGGGAGCGGCGGCGCCGGCGUGUCCGUCUAGCGUCGUCACCGAGGCGUUCUUCAACGGCAUCCAGUCCCAGGCCGGCGGGAACGGGUGCGAGGGCAAGAAUUUCUACACACGGAGCGCGUUCGUGAGCGCCGCCGACUCGUUCCCGGCCUUCGCGCAUGGCGGCACGGAGGCGGAGGGCAGGCGCGAGAUCGCCGCCUUCUUCGCGCACGUCACCUACGAGACCGGAUAUUUCUGCUACAUCAACCAGAUCAACGGGAACAGCCAGGUCUCGUGCGCCCUGAGCUCACAAUGGCCGUGCGCCCUGGGGAAGAAGUACUACGGGCGUGGCCCGCUGCAGAUCUCGUGGAACUUCAACUACGGCUUCGCCCAUGGCGGCUCGAAGGUGGAGGGCAAGUGUGAGAUCACCGCCUUCUUCGCGCACGUCACGCACGAGACUGGACAUUUCUGCUACAUCAACGGGGCGAGUAGGAACUACUGCGAUGCCAGCAACAGGCAGUGGCCAAGCGUCCUGGGGAAGAAGUGCUACGGGCACGGCUCGCUGCAGAUCUCGUGGAAUUACAACUACGGGCCUGCCGGAAAGGUCAUCGGCUUCGACGGGCUCGGGAACCCAGACAAGGUGGCACAAGACCACUUGAGUUGCGACCACAAAGUUGGUGAGGAAGCCGACAUGGAAGGCGCCCACGGAGUUGGCGAGGAGGCCGACCUGGGAGGUGGUGGCUAG
Miscanthus lutarioriparius is the source of this 753-nucleotide messenger RNA. The record is from the annotation of a GenBank genome assembly. Lineage: Eukaryota; Viridiplantae; Streptophyta; Magnoliopsida; Poales; Poaceae.